This is a messenger RNA of Rhizophagus irregularis DAOM 181602=DAOM 197198, 281 nucleotides long. The record is from RefSeq and is a predicted model, not a curated record. NCBI's taxonomy places the organism in Eukaryota, Fungi, Glomeromycota, Glomeromycetes, Glomerales, Glomeraceae.
CCUGUUCAAUAAAUACAAUAAAUAUGUCAUAUAAAUUUGAAUCUGAAGUUUUAAAAGCGCUUGAAAAGUUGCUUAAAACUGAAACUAAUUAUGAUGUCAUCAUUCAUGUCGGGAAAGAAUCGGAUACUAAGGAAUUUCAUGCGCAUUCUGGUUUUCUAUGUUGUAGGUCCGACUAUUUUAAUUCGAUCCUUUCUACAAAAGAUACUAUUAAAAAGGAUGGUAAAUAUGUAAUUAAUAAGCCAAAUAUUACUCCUCAAGCUUUCGAUGUUAUUAUCAAGUAA